CAGACAAUCUCAAUCGAACAUCAACCAACUAACCAAGAGAACAAACAAAUGCCCACUCAACCGGUAUAUUACAGCAAGCUAGGCUCUCACCACCCUAGCUUCGUCUCCAGGUACGUUUCAGGGUCUUCCAAUCAGUUCCCUCGAAAGCCGCGGGAGACCCUCAACCUCCGCCGUCUUCGAUCGUCGUCGUUCCUGCUGUGCCUCUAAUCUUCUACUUCUCCAUCGGAGUCAUCAUCAACCAAGAUAAUACAGAAGAAACCUCUGAAAUGCAAAGUAUCCCAUCUUUGCCGCUGUUCUCCAAUUGUCACCAAGCCGUCAGAAAGACCCUCAUUUCGCCCACCGCCCGAUCGCCCUGUCGAAGAAGCACAAUCGCCAUGCAAGUAUCCGCCCUCGGACAGGGAACACGCCACGACUUUCGGCUCCAUGCCAUCCUUAUGCCGGCUUUCCCAGCUAGCAAACGGCGUGUAUGGUGGCGGUGGAGUUCCGCGCGAAUCAACUCCCUGUCUUCUCCAACUGCAGGCCCUCUUCUCGGCCAGCCUCGGCCGAGCUAGGCUUGCCAUGUACCUCGUCGUGUGUUUGUUGGAUGCUAGCUCCUGUAAGGGACACUGUUACCAUGUAUGUUUAAUCAUGAGGGUCGGGCCAAGCAUCGCAUCUUCA
Molecule: messenger RNA, 657 nt
Organism: Colletotrichum destructivum
Lineage: Eukaryota; Fungi; Ascomycota; Sordariomycetes; Glomerellales; Glomerellaceae
Exons: 1
Coding region: 267-551 (94 amino acids)
Source: RefSeq, a predicted model, not a curated record